ACACACACACACUUACAUCUCCCCAUAUUGUCUGUAAAGAUACACACCUAUUUUACUAUUUGUAUAACCCUGUGCAACAUGCACUUAAGCUGCAAUUUCACGGGCCAUUCCAGUGUCUCAACAGUGCACUACAGAGUCUUCUCAUUUCUUUCCACAUAAUUUGCUGACAGUGUGCUUUGGUGAUCAGGCCUACUCUAGUGACAUCAAAGAUCGAUAUCUUUUCAUAGACCACAGGUUCGUUCUCUAUAAACGGCAACUGUGUAUUAUCACCACCAAAACUGUUUUCUAGAUCGUUUAAAUGUCUCUGUGAUGUAAUCUUUUAUUUACUUUGUUUGAACUCAACUGUUCAGUUGUAAAUAACACACUGACAACUUUCUGACCUACUGUAUGUUAAUUAGUUUCUUCACACUUCCACCACCACCCAUUAAGCUGGUAAAACUCGAACUACAGAUGUCAGUUAAGAUCGUUCGCCUUACUGGAUGGGAGUGCACCUCAUGAGCCAGAAAUCCAAUCCCAAAACCUUCACAUAAUCAGUAGAAAUCUAACAAUUCCCGGACUGUGGCUGCAUUAUAUUUAUUACUUUUUAAUCUAGCACCAUGAUCAGGCGUUAAAACUAGAAAACAAUUUGGGUUGGGGAGGGGGGGAGGGAGAUCUCUCAUGAAUAAAUUAUAUGAAAUCCACACGAAAGUAGGAUUUGAAUGCUCUCGAUUGAUAGUACACUAUCUCUCUUUCUUCAUCUCAGAUUACAAAAGAUCUUGGGCUGUAAUGGUCGUGAGUACUGGCCGUAAGAUGAGGCGGAACCUGGUGGUCACUGUCGUCGUAGCGGUGAACGUCCUGUUCUUUUUCUCCAUGUCUUAUCAGGGGAUAGGCAUGUUCGCCCGACGAGCCCAACAGGCUAAGUACGCCCAACAGGACGAACAUCGUAUCGACGUAGAGUCGGGAAAGACUCGAGAAAGCACGCCUCUACCAACACAAACUGUCACAACCAUGUCGCCGGUCGUGAGACGAAAGAUUCAAAUUAUUAAGGAAGACUUGAACUUCUCGAGCCUCACUAGCGAUGCUUACUAUCCAGGAAAGAUGGUGGGGAAGUACAUUAUGUUGAAUCCAGAUCUAUGCAGAGACGCCGACAAGAUCGAUAUAAUUAUCAUCGUUCACACCGCACCCGCUAAUCUGGAAAAGCGGCAGAGAAUUAGGGACUCUUUUGCAAAAAAGGCGAAUUUCUUGCCGUUCCAGGUUCGGGUGGCGUUUCUCUUAGGAUUGACCAGUAACAAAACUCUGGAGAGAGUGCUUUGGUCUGAACAUACAAAAUACAAUGACACGGUCAUGGGGAACUUCAAGGACGACUACCACAAUCUCACUCUCAAGGGCGUCAUGGGGUUUCGAUGGAUCAGUGAACACUGCGCCAACUCAAGAUUCGUCCUUAAAAUCGACGACGACGUGUUGAUAAACAUGUACAAGUUGUUAUAUUCCUUUUUAAACCAUAUGAACGGUAAGCGUAAGUCGAUCUUUUGCAACUUGUGGCACAAAAACACGAUGCGUAUCAUGAGGUCGGGUAAGUGGCGUGUGGCUCCACACGUCUUCUCACACAAGCAAACGUUCCCUUACGACUACUGCAGCGGCUUCGUGGUCAUCAUGACGUCAGACCUGAUGAGACCGCUGUACGAGGCCGCACAGACCACGCCCUUCUUCUGGAUCGAUGACGUGUACCUUUUCGGCAUGCUCCCCAGCGUGGUCGGGGGUGUCACGUACUACAACUACGCCCUGAACAAAAAUAUGACGCUUAGAGCCAAAAUCGCCAGAAACUGCAUAAUGCACAAGGGGCCCCGCUGCCCGAUUUUCGCCACAUUUAUAUACAACAAUUCUUACUGGAGGUACUGGAAACGCAUCACGGAGGUCUAUAGGCCUACCUCCGAACCUUGGAACUUUGAGAAUAAAAUAGUCAUGUGAUCAGUGCACCUCCA
Aplysia californica (California sea hare) is the source of this 1961-nucleotide messenger RNA. RefSeq names its product beta-1,3-galactosyltransferase 1-like. Lineage: Eukaryota; Metazoa; Mollusca; Gastropoda; Aplysiida; Aplysiidae. The coding region runs from base 658 to 1947 and encodes 429 amino acids. Gene Ontology annotation, molecular function: hexosyltransferase activity. The transcript has a single exon. The record is from RefSeq and is a predicted model, not a curated record. Gene Ontology annotation, cellular component: membrane.